AAACAACACACCGUGGUGCCACUGCAAGGCUCUCUGCUUCCUUAUCUCGGCAGCUGGGAGGAGUAAAAGUCGGCUGAAUGGAUUUUCUCAGAAAUCCUCAGCAUUGAUUCGGCUCCUGGACGGACAGGUCAGCCAUGUGGAAACAACCGGACUCCUGAUAAAUUCCCCCAUUUUCUUGAAACAGCUGCAGGACUUCCUGAUUUUGGUUGGGACGUGUUUGGGUCAGGGUCACGUGCAGUUUCGAAAGUGAUACCGGUUUCAUUCAUUGUGUUUUUAAAGUUCCUUCACAUGCUCAGAGUGUCUUAUUUGUAAGGGAUUUUGGGUCAGAACAUGAAGGGCGACCAGAACACCAAGGAGACUGGUCCAGAGUUGCGUAAAGAUGGGAAUAUCCAGGCUGGCACAGCGAACGGUGACUGCGGCGCUGCGCUCCCGACGCGCCUUUACAGGAGGCGCUGGGUGAUGUGCCUCCUGUUCAGCGCCUACUCCCUGAGCAACGCGUACCAAUGGAUCCAGUACGGAAUCAUCAGCAACAUCGUCACGAGGUUCUACGACGUGGAUGGGUUCGCCGUAGACUGGCUGUCCAUGAUCUACAUGCUCGCCUACAUCCCCUUCAUAUUCCCCGUCACCUGGCUGCUGGAAAAGCGGGGGCUGCGCUUCACCGCGCUGGUGGCGAACGCGCUCAACUGCGCAGGGACGUGGAUAAAGGUGGCCAGCGCAAGACCAGACCUGUUCUGGGUGACCCUGCUCGGACAGUCCGCCUGUGCCUUAGCCCAGGUCUUUAUCCUCGGGAUUCCCUCAAACCUGGCCUCGGUGUGGUUCGGCUCUGACGAAGUUUCCACCGCCUGCUCCAUUGGAGUUUUUGGGAAUCAGUUGGGCAUUGCCAUUGGAUUCCUGGUCCCACCCAUUCUCGUCCCUAAUGUGGGUGAUGUUGAUGAGCUGGCGCAUCACAUCAGGUUCAUGUUCUACAUCAGCGCGGGCGUGGCCUCCUUCGUCUUUAUUCUUGUGGUCAUCGUCUUUCAGGAGAGACCAGAGAUCCCACCAACCCAGUCCCAGGCUCAGGCCAGGAUCUCCCGCUCCAGUGAUUACUCUUACAUGUCUUCCAUCUGGAGGCUACUGUGCAACAAGGCCUUCAUGCUACUUGUGAUCACCUACGGGUUGAAUGUCGGCUGCUUCUAUGCCAUUUCCACGCUUUUGAACCGAAUGAUCAUCGAACACUACCCUGGUGAAGAGGUGAACGCUGGGCGGAUCGGUUUGACCAUCAUCAUUGCCGGAAUGGCAGGAUCUCUCAUAUGUGGGCUUUGGCUUGACAAGACCAAAACAUACAGACAAACCACGCUGGUGGUGUAUAUCCUCUCGUUGGUUGGGAUGCUGGUUUACACCUUCACCCUGAACCUGGGGCACCUCUGGGCGGUGUUCAUCACCGCUGGAUCGCUAGGCUUCUUUAUGACGGGAUAUCUUCCUCUUGGCUUUGAGUUUGCAGUGGAGCUCACCUUCCCAGAGUCUGAGGGAACCUCAUCUGGUCUGCUCAACUGUUCAGCUCAGAUCUUCGGAAUCAUUUUCACCAUUGGACAAGGGAAGCUCAUCGAUAAAUGGGGAACUUUAGCCGGAAAUGUCUUCCUGUGUGUUUUUCUGCUAAUAGGGACAAUAAUGACAGGAUUCAUCAAAUCUGACCUCCGGCGGCAGAAAGCCAACCAGCAGGCGGAGGUGCAGCCAGUGAGUCAUACAGAGUCCAUGACAGUCCAGAACUACGGUGCCACAACGUGCAGCAGCAGUCAUGAAUAAACCUCACGGCUUCACAAAAACCUAAACACGUCUGACAAGAAGAUGGCCGCUGACGUUCAGGCAGAUAUCCCGAAGGAGAGGAAGUUAUGAGGGAAAAUUUCUCCUCCGCAAACCAUGAAGCGAUGAAACUGUUAUGGGACACGUCAACAUUUGCACAUGUAGAAAACGACAAGGAGAGCUGCUGCUGUGACCAGUGAGUACACGGAGACGCUGUUACCAUGCUGGGGACCCCAUCCUCGAUUCUUCAGAGCAUCAAAGCUGCUGCACCUUUUGAGCUACACUGACGAGCCACAGAGAAAUCCCAUUAGGAUUUCAAUUGCAGUUUCCUAAAUUAACCGUUGCAGACACUUUGAAGGUUCUUUCAGAAAAGACAUUAUUUACAGUAGAGACAUUUCAUCUUUGAAUUUUGCAACAAAGUCUUUAUUUUUCUGACUCCACUCUGUUAAGUUGUCCAACGGAUCCCUUUCGUAACAGAUUUUUGCGGCCUUUAUACCUUUCUAAUGGUGUAAAUUUAAAGAGUAAUAGUCAAUUAGUUUGGUCUGAUGUUGCACUUGCACUGCGUGCAUAUGAAGGUAUUUAUUUGGGAGUUCUGUGUUUUGUAAGCUGGAAUCUCAAAGGUAGACCCUUACACUGAGUCAUGGUUACGCAUUACCUCUCUGCCAUCAAAGGAUCACCUGGUUGGUAUUCUGCCGAUUUAUAAGUAAUGAUUGGCGUCAUGCAUCGCCGUUGACAAGCAGAGGUCAAUCUUGUCCUCGUUUUACAAGAUGAUAUAUAUGAAGUUUAAAGAUCUAAAUCAACUUUUUAGAGUAUCAGGAAAAUAAAGAAUGUCUACACAGAACGAGGGGGCUGGAAAAUAAAAAUUUGCCGUUCUGCACACAAAUGUUUUCACUGUAUUCUUUUUCCAGAAUAGAAUGUAUCUGUGGCUUUAAGGUUGUACGAGUAGAGUCUGCACCAUUUUUCAGUGCACGGUUUAUACAUCCAGAGUUCACCAUCAACCUGUGGAUUAUUAUAUCUUUUUUUUUUUUUUUU
This is a messenger RNA of Fundulus heteroclitus (mummichog), 2811 nucleotides long. It is a transcript of the gene flvcr2a, whose product is annotated as FLVCR heme transporter 2a. Lineage: Eukaryota; Metazoa; Chordata; Actinopteri; Cyprinodontiformes; Fundulidae. Bases 331 to 1782 code for a protein of 483 amino acids. Gene Ontology annotation, molecular function: heme binding; heme transmembrane transporter activity. Gene Ontology annotation, biological process: transmembrane transport; heme export. Gene Ontology annotation, cellular component: membrane. The record is from RefSeq and is a predicted model, not a curated record. The transcript has 11 exons.